CUUCUGGGCGGGUGAGCAAGUGCGGCGGCGGCGGCGGCCGGGUCGGCCGCGGUGUUCUGUGGGAUAGUGGUGGAUAGAGGCUCUCCUCGGUGCGGAGCGCUAGGGCCGGGCAGGAGCGGGGCAUGAAGAUGGCGGACGCCAAGCAGAAGCGGAACGAGCAGCUGAAGCGCUGGAUCGGCUCCGAGACCGACCUGGAGCCGCCCGUGGUCAAGCGCAAAAAGACCAAGGUGAAGUUCGAUGACGGCGCCGUCUUCCUGGCUGCCUGCUCCAGCGGGGACACGGACGAGGUGCUGCGGCUGCUGGAGCGGGGCGCCGACAUCAACUACGCCAAUGUGGACGGGCUCACCGCCUUGCACCAGGCUUGCAUAGAUGAUAACAUAGAUAUGGUGAAAUUUCUGGUGGAAAAUGGAGCAAAUAUUAACCAACCAGAUAAUGAAGGCUGGAUACCUCUACAUGCAGCUUCUUCCUGUGGAUACCUUGAUAUAGCAGAGUAUUUAAUUAGUCAAGGAGCACAUGUAGGAGCUGUUAAUAGUGAAGGAGACACUCCAUUAGAUAUUGCCGAGGAAGAGGCAAUGGAAGAGCUGCUUCAAAAUGAAGUAAAUAGACAAGGGGUUGAUAUAGAGGCAGCUCGAAAAGAAGAAGAAAGAAUAAUGCUUAGAGAUGCAAGACAGUGGCUUAACAGUGGCCGUAUAAAUGAUGUCAGGCAUGCAAAAUCUGGUGGUACAGCACUUCAUGUAGCUGCUGCUAAAGGGUAUACAGAAGUUUUAAAGCUUUUAAUACAGGCUGGCUAUGAUGUAAAUAUUAAAGAUUAUGAUGGCUGGACACCACUUCAUGCUGCUGCUCAUUGGGGUAAAGAAGAAGCAUGUCGAAUUUUAGUGGAAAACCUGUGUGAUAUGGAGACUGUCAACAAAGUGGGUCAGACAGCAUUUGAUGUAGCAGAUGAAGAUAUUCUAGGAUAUUUAGAAGAAUUACAAAAGAAGCAAAAUCUGCUUCAUAGUGAAAAAUGGGAAAAGAAAUCUCCCUUAAUUGAAUCUACAGCCAACAUGGAAAAUAAUCAGUCUCAAAAGCCAUUUAAAAAUAAAGAAACUUUGAUUAUUGAGCAAGAAAAGAUUGCAUCUAAUAUUGAGUCUCUCGAGCAAGAGAAAGUGGAUGAAGAAGAGGAGGGAAAGAAGGAUGAAUCUAGUUGCUCUAGUGAAGAGGAUGAGGAAGAAGAUUCAGAAUCUGAAGCAGAAACGGACAAAACCAAACCCUUGGCAUCUGUAACUAAUAAUGCAAAUAACAUUAGUACACAACCAGCUUCUGUAGCUGUGACAACAUCUUUGAUAAGCACUGGUCAAGUGACACCUACAUCACCCAUUAAGAAGUAUGAUUUCAUUCCUCCUGUAAUGCCUGUGGCGGAGUCAGUAGAUCCUGCAUCAUGGAGGCAGGGCUUGCGCAAAACUGGCAUUGUUCUUGUGCCCAGUAAAGGUGAAAAGUCUAUGUUUCCAACUUCAACAACGAAGGUUUCUUCCAAAGAGGAAGAGAGAAAAGAUGAAUCUCCUGCCUCGUGGAGGUUAGGUCUUCGAAAAACUGGCAGCUAUGGGGCACUUGCAGAGAUUACAGCUUCCAAAGAAGCUCAGAAAGAGAAGGACUCUACAGGUGUUAUGCGUUCCGCUUCAAGCCCAAGACUUUCUUCUUCGUUAGACAACAAAGAAAAGGAGAAGGAUAAUAAAGGAACUAGACUUGCAUAUGUUGCACCUACAAUACCAAGACGACUGGCCAGUACAUCUGACAUUGAUGAGAAAGAAAACAGGGACUCAUCUGCCAGUUCAAUACGUAGUAGUGGUUCUUACACAAGACGAAAAUGGGAGGAAGAUGUCAAGAAAAACAGCUUGAACGAAGGACCUACAUCACUAAAUACAAGUUAUCAAAAAAGUGGCUCCUUUGGUAAAAGACAAGAUGACUUGAUUAGUUCUCAUGUUCCAAGUACUACGUCAGCACCAACAAUUACCUCUUCAGCUGGUAUUCAGAAAAACUUGCUUUCCAGCACAAACACCACUACAAAGAUUACAACGGGUUCUACUUCAGCAGGUGUACAAAGCAGUACCUCAAAUCGUUUGUGGGCUGAUGAUAGUACUGAGAGAGAAAAAGACAGUGUUCCUACAGCAGUGACCGUUCCUGUUGCACCAUCUGUUGUAAAUGCUACAGCUACUACCACAACCAUGACUACAACUACUUCUGGCACUGUGUCCUCAACGUCAGAGGUCAGGGAGAGACGGAGAUCAUACCUCACUCCUGUUCGGGAUGAAGAGUCCGAGUCCCAAAGAAAAGCUAGAUCCAGGCAAGCAAGACAGUCCAGAAGAUCCACACAGGGGGUAACUUUGACUGAUCUUCAAGAAGCUGAAAAAACUAUAGGAAGAAGUCGUCCUACACGAACCAGAGAACAAGAAAGUGAAGAAAAAGAGAAGGAGGAGAAGGAAAAGCAAGACAAAGAAAAACAGGAAGAAAAGAAGGAAUCAGAAACGAAAGAUGAUGACUACAGACAAAAAUAUUCCAGAACUCUUGAGGAGCCUUACCAUCGCUAUAGGCCAGUUUCAACUACAACUACAACUACUUCAACAUCCUCUUCACUUUCCACCUCCACUAGUUCCCUUUCUACUUCAAGUCAGCUAAACAGACCAAACAGCCUUAUAGGUAUAACUUCUGCUUAUCCAAGGAGUGGAACGAAAGAAAAUGAGAGAGAAGGCCGGAAAAAAGAAGAAGAAAAGGAAGAAGAUAAAUCACAGACAAAAUCAAUAAGAGAGAGGCGGCGACCAAGAGAAAAACGAAGAUCUACAGGCGUUUCCUUUUGGACUCAAGAUAGUGAUGAAAAUGAACAGGAACAUCAGUCUGAUUCAGAAGAAGGAACAAAUAAGAAAGAAACUCAGAGUGAUAGCAUGUCAAGAUAUGAUGCAGGAUCCAUCAGCUCAUCAUCAGGUGACCGUUAUGAUUCAGUGCUCGGGCGGUCUGGGUCUCUCAGUUACUUUGAAGACCGAAAACCAUAUUGCAGUAGGCUAGAAAAAGAAGAUGCAACUGACUUUAAAAAGCUUUAUGAACAGAUUCUAGCUGAAAAUGAAAAGCUGAAAGCACAGUUACAUGAUACCAACAUGGAGCUGACCGAUCUUAAACUACAGUUGGAAAAGGCCACUCAGAGACAAGAGAGAUUUGCUGAUAGGUCACUCUUGGAAAUGGAAAAAAGGGAACGAAGAGCUCUAGAAAGAAGGAUAUCUGAAAUGGAAGAGGAACUUAAAAUGCUACCAGACUUGAAGGCAGACAACCAGAGGCUAAAAGAUGAAAAUGGGGCCUUGAUCAGAGUUAUAAGCAAACUUUCCAAAUAAAAAAGUUUACCACAGCAGCAAAAUGAUAUUGCACAUAUCUAGUAACUCCAGUGGACCAUGGUGUGGCAGUCAUUGGAAGCUUGGAAGAUUCCUUGGAGACUGUCCUUUUCAGAUAUCCUGCCAAAUGCUCUCUUACCUGUGUUCUCUUUAUCAGGAUCAUUGUUUCAUGUUAAAGUGCAGCUGCUGAGAAGAUAAAAUGACUGAGAAAUCUUGUUUACAGCUACAGCAUAUAAGGAAAGUGUUCAAGGCCAGAUAUGCCUCAGAUCUUUAACCAGUAAGCCUUAGUUGUACAUAAACACUUUUGCAUCAACGAAAGCUUUCAGCUCCCACAGAAGACAGUUACUCAUGUUGUGCCACAGUUCGUAGUUUUUCUAUAUUCAGUUUUUUCUUUACAUCUAAGUUUGGAUUUGUGUGUUCCCUUUUAAUUAUUCAUGUAUCAUUUUUUUUCUUGUACAGUGUUUUCACAGCUUUAUCAUUUGCGGAGACCACACAAUCUUUAAAAUCUUUGUUGCUAACUAGAGCUGUAUUGUCCAACCACCUGGAACAGAGAUGUUUGGUGGAACAUUUGCUUUCACUGUUUGUGCAAUAUGCAUUUAUUUUCUAUACAAGAUGCUUUAAAGUCAGUUGAAGCUAGAAUUAUUUUGAGUCCUGUUUUUCUGCCUUUAUUGGUCACUUUAAAAAAACAAAAAAAAAAGUUUGUAGUGAAACAUGUUAGAUCCUGUAAUCUUCACAUUCAUUUUAGCAGGUACUGUGUGAUGCUGUAUAUAUGUGUACUGUUUUGAUUUUUCAGACCACCACGUGGCAUGCUUGAAUAUACUUCCCUAUUGCAAAUGUCUGUUAAUGCAAAUUAGGCUACUCCAGAAUAGUGUGUUUAACAAAGUUCAUUAAUUUUUAUAGUUAAUGAAUUUACACAUUGUACAUUGUACGGAGCCCUAUAUUGACAAAAGGUUUGAAUUAUACUUUUAUUACAUUGUUCCUCCCAUGUUUUCAUUUGAUAGUGUUCACCAUAAUAAAAGUUGCAUAAAUAUAACUGCUUCACUACAUUUCACAAACCUGUAUUUAUCUGAGUGCUGUCCAAAACUGUUGUGCUAGCCAAAGUAACGUUACUAAAUCAUUUGAAAAACUUAAUCCAGUACACUCACAAUGUUUAUAUGCACUGUUAUUGCCAUGUGAAAAGGCAUCUGAGUUGAUACCACCACCAUGUUCAGACCAUUUUAUACAUUUCAGUGGCCUUUUUUUAAAAAAGUACUGAAGUGAAGAUUGCUUUUGUUGGAAACAGCUAUUUUUAUUCACUAAACUAUACAAGAUGGCAUCUUAUUGGCACAUAGUCUUGCCUAAUACCACUGAACAGUUCAGCCAUUAAAAUAAAUUGUACAUUGUAAAGCUUGUAGUAGCUAUUGUAUUAUUGGUUAUCGUACACUAUAUUAAAUGUGAAUUUGUACCCCUUCAUUUAAAAAAAGGUCAUUGUGUUCUACUGCCUACUUCUUGGAAAUGGGUGGUUUUGUUUUAUUGGGGCGGGGAGUUUUUUGUUUCAUUUUAGGGUUUUUUGAAGGGGGAUUUUGUUUUUGUUUUUUUGAAGGGGGAUUUUGUUGUUUUGAAAAGGGAACAUGUUCUCUUUCUGUUGAUUGGUUUUUUGAAGAUGUAAGGUUAUGCUCUUACUACCAAGCUCAGGAUUCUUGAUUUUUAAAGGUACAAGGAUAGUUUUUGAGAUCUUGUUAUAAUUGAUCUGUAUGUGAGGUCUGAAUAUAAGGAACUUCCAUUGUCCUACUCUACAUAAAGGCAGAGAAGUAAUCCAUUUGAAUGGUUGCAACAUGUUCACUUCUGUUAGGAGACAGUUAAGCAUAUUCUGGAUUAUACUUGGUAAAGUUUGGGUGCCUGUGAAUGAGUAAAUACGUGUUUCUAAUAUUUUAGUGUUUUAUAUUUAGGUUAUUUAUUCUUUAUCUAAAAACCGAAUGGCUACUGUGCUGUAUUGAUUUUAUUGGUAGUACUGAGCAGACCUUGUAUCUGCAUGAAACUAGUUGCAAAACCCACUAUUUUGGAAAAAAUGUAUUUUGACAGACAAAUAAAACGAAUAAAAACUAUUUUAAAUGUGUGAAAGUUUUACUGAGAACAUUUUAAACCAUGUUAUGGGUUUAGUAUUUAAAUUCAUCAGUGGGCAUUUUUUUUCAUUCAUUGCUUUACUUGGAUGCAAAGUUCAAGUGCUUUUCAAAGAUUGUAAUCAAAUUGUGAUUAUUUGCACAUCAUUGUACAUGCACAUCUGUAAAUGCAACAGUAAAAUGCCAUAUUUAUGCAAUCUGUAACAACUUGGACAAAUGUUUAUAUAUUUUACAUAAACCUGUCUGUAUGCAGAACUUAA
Molecule: messenger RNA, 5712 nt
Organism: Pelodiscus sinensis (Chinese soft-shelled turtle)
Lineage: Eukaryota; Metazoa; Chordata; Testudines; Trionychidae
Source: RefSeq, a predicted model, not a curated record